AUGCGGAGAUUAGAAGAUGCUGGCAAGAAUGGGUGGACAAUGGCAGAUUUCAGCAGCAUGAUGGUAACGGUCGAUCUAGGGCCACAGCAGAUCGGGAGGAAAGUGAUUGUCAGAGCAGCUGUCACAGCGUCUCAUUCAUCGCUAUCAGCCAUCAGACUAUUAUGUGGACCUGGGAAAAUAAUAAUUGAAGCUCUUGAAACUCCAGAAAUUAACCAAGCUGUUAUUGGUAUGCCAAGAAAGGAAAUAUUUAAUUAUUGUAAGGAAAAUUCGAUAAGACUUGCUGAUGCUACAGAUAUAAGUUUCCAUAACUCUCAAAUAUCAGUAUUAAUUGGUAAUGAUUAUUACUGGAAACUAGUCACUAAGAAGGUUAAAAGAUUAUCAAAGAGUCUUGUUGAUUCUGAAACCAUAUUUUGUUACGCUAUAAGUGGGACUGAAGCGUUAAGUAAUGUUUCUACACUUCAUUCCGGAAUUACGGUAAUGAAUGUUGUUGAGAAUAUUUCACAUGCACAGGAUUUGAAAACUAGUGCAGCUCUAAAAAAGCGAUGGGAUUUAGAUGCAAUUGGAAUACUUGACUAUAAAACAAAUGAAAAUGACACUGAAGUUAUGCAGAGAUUUGAAGAAACAACUGAAUAUAAAACCAAUCGUUAUGAAGUUUCAUUACCUUGGAAGGGUAAUGUCAACAAAAUGGGUAGUAAUUAUAACAUCGCCUUAAACAGAUGGAGCAGUUUACUUAAAAGGUUUAAGAAAAAUCCUGAAAUUUAUGACAAGUAUUCAAGGGUAAUUGAAGAUUACCUAAAUAAAGGAAUAUCUGAAAAGGCUCCGAAGAAUUCUGCAGAAAAUAUCUAUUAUUUGCCACACCAUUGUGUAAUCAGAGAAGAUCACGAUUCUACGAAAUUAAGGGUCGUAUUUGAUGCUUCCUGGCAUACUCAUGACAGUCUAUCUUUAAAUGAUUGCUUACAUUCAGGACCAAAUUUGAACCCUGAAUUAGUAAAUUUGCUAAUUAAAUUUCGUUGA
Molecule: messenger RNA, 1014 nt
Organism: Stegodyphus dumicola
Lineage: Eukaryota; Metazoa; Arthropoda; Arachnida; Araneae; Eresidae
Source: RefSeq, a predicted model, not a curated record